Messenger RNA from Anopheles coluzzii, 1079 nucleotides. RefSeq names its product DNA replication complex GINS protein PSF3 (gene Psf3). The coding region runs from base 325 to 939 and encodes 204 amino acids. The record is from RefSeq and is a predicted model, not a curated record. Gene Ontology annotation, cellular component: GINS complex. The transcript is spliced from 3 exons. Gene Ontology annotation, biological process: mitotic DNA replication initiation. Lineage: Eukaryota; Metazoa; Arthropoda; Insecta; Diptera; Culicidae.
AUUAUAGUGUUUUUUGUUAUGACAAUGUGCUCUUAUAACCGCUUUUUUAAAUAUCCUCCUCAUAACGCAAUGUCACCUUUGUAUUGAACUGUCAUUUCUCAACAGCACGGAUAAACGGAAAGCCGGAUAAAAGGUACCCGGAUAAACGGCGCUCCACUGUACCACAAAAAACAGAAAUUGCUACCGAAAACCGCCAAAAUAAUCUGGUCACACUGUCCAGGAGCGUUCGCAAACGGAAAACAGCUGACAGGUUGCGCUUGCCACAGACCAAAGGGCGCUAAAAACGUUGAAAAUCAAAAUAGAAAAUUUUGGCUACGAAUCGCAAUGAAUAUUCCAAGCUUUCGGCCCAAUUACUACAGCCUGGACGAUAUUGCGAUAACGCAGGAACGCAUACCAUGCCGCACGACGCAGGAUCUCCACAUGAUGGGUUUUCUGGACGCUUCGGAAAAAUCUCCCAACCUAUCGAACAACCACACGCUCGAGCUUCCGCUUUGGGUGAUGCUCACGCAAGACGAUAGAAAUCCACACUUUGAAGCUCUUGUCCCCGACGUCUACAGUGCGGCCUAUAAGGAAAUCUACCAAGCGGAUGCGAAUUACGUGGAGCUUGGUGCGCUUUGCAAGUUUUACUUCGAGCUGGGCAUGUACCUGACGCGCUACCAGAACAACAACAGCGUGGCGGAGAUGCUUUACACCACGGCACAGGAGCGGCUCAAGGGGCUGAAGGAUCUGUGCCAAAAUGUCGGUAACGAUAGCUUGAACGUGGCCAGCAAGUUUGACUUCAGCGAGCGGUUGCUGUUCAACGAGGGCACCAAAACGAACAAGUUGUUCGAUGAUUGGCUGCAGGAGCGGCAGGUCCACAUCAAAUCGACCGAGAUCGCGAUUAACAUACGCAAGCGGAAGCGAAGUCCGGACGGGGAAACGCAGGAGGAGCAACAAUAAAACGGGAAAUUGCUUUUUCUUUGGUCAAAAUACACGGGGUUGUUUCUUCAAAAACGAAUCUGCUGAUGUACGGUGUGUUGUUAGCGAACAGCAAUCUGCUUUAUUUCUAUUCCGGAUCUACGCCGGCCGGUACCAAUCGU